Aedes albopictus (Asian tiger mosquito) is the source of this 1727-nucleotide messenger RNA. It is a transcript of the gene Es2, whose product is annotated as splicing factor ESS-2 homolog. The transcript is spliced from 3 exons. NCBI's taxonomy places the organism in Eukaryota, Metazoa, Arthropoda, Insecta, Diptera, Culicidae. Gene Ontology annotation, cellular component: catalytic step 2 spliceosome. The record is from RefSeq and is a predicted model, not a curated record. Bases 124 to 1629 code for a protein of 501 amino acids.
AUAUCCAAAACAAAAACACCAAGCGACGCGUAAUUUGUGGUGUACUCCAAACGAUUUCUUGUUUUCUUUAAAUUUUGAAUUUACAUUUCUUCUAAUAAGUUUCUGCCGAUUUUGUUAUUCAUAAUGUCUAAACCGGGCGAGAAGGCUCUGCAGGCGAUGAAGGAGUUGGACAAAACAGUAGCAGUGUUCAAGAAACCAGCGGUUCCAAAAACCAAGAAAGAGAAGAAAAUCAUUCUGAACGAGGAAACUUAUCUGGAGGAAAUGGCCAAAAUCAUCCAGCGUGAUUUCUUCCCGGACCUAAAAAAGCUAAAGGCACAGAACGAGUACUUGGACGCUCUGGCAAGUAACGAUAUCGUAAAGUUACGGCAAAUUUUCUCCAAAUACAACUCAAAAUCACCUUUGAUUCGAGAACCAAGUCCUGCUACCUUUGAAACGCCUCUGCCAAGCGCUUCCCUGGCACCCGAUGAGCCCCCAUCGGUUCGAUCAACCACCAGCUCUACAAGUUCAACAAAAAGCAGUAAAUCUAUAGCCGACAGACACUCGCUGGAUUCAUUCCUGUUCAACUACACCAGCGAGGAUAAUGAUAGCUUUCAGGAAAUAAUGGAAGCAGCUGACAAGAAGCUUCGGCAAAAGUUUGCUAUUCUUUACGAUGCUGAGGGAACGAGUCGGGCAAAUCUUGGAAAGCAGUUGGCCCUCCCCAGUAUCGAAAGCCAAUUCGAUAAAAAGGAUAAACCCAAGGAGCUGGAUAUGUGGACCUACAAGAACAAGAACUACAUCAUGUACAUCCCGGACGGAGUGGCCUUGAGUCGAGAAGAGGAGAUCGAAUUGGCCAACAAAAAGCAGGAAAUCGAACACGGCAAUACUCGACUAAAGGCGAAUCCUUUCAACGAGAAUGAAAGCAAACAAGCUAUCACCGAAGCGGCCAAAUCGCAAGCCAAGUGCCUUCCAGAAAAGAUUGGCGUCGAUGGGAAACUGAUCGAAGCGUCGCUGACGCCGGCCGUCCGUGGAUUCAGUUUCGUCAAAAGUCCCUCGCCUUGCCCCGGAGUAACGGACAGUCCACUGUUCACGUGGGGUGAAAUCGAAGGAACGCCCUUUCGAUUAGAUGGCGGGGACACUCCUCUGCAUCCGGCUUCAGCAGGUCCAUCAUUCCGCAUAGCGGAAACAUCAAAGCGCGAAACCAUCGCCCUUCAGCUAGCGGAAAAAGCCGCCGAACAGUCCCGUUCGAAAAAGGCAAAGGCAAUCGAAGCCGCCCGACGGAAUAUCGCCUCUCCGAUGAUUCGGAAUACGUUCGAUCGUCUGGCCAGUAUGUCUCCGGCAGCUCGACGACUUGCCACCAACAAGCUGGGAUUCAUCAACACUCCCAGUCCAAUGAGGACACCGACUGGCUCUAUCGGUCUGCCAACGCCAAGACUGCGGUCACAACAAUCUCGCAAAUCCAAUACAAGGCCAACGCCAUCUCCUGUGGGCGCGUUGCGGAGAAAAACGCCUAUGGUGGUUACGAAGGCGACUGGAAGCAGCAGUAGCAGCGGCAUGAGUAUUGAAUCUUCAAGUGGUCUGGAUACUUUGACCGACAACCUUUUGGAUAUUCCUUCGGCGGGUAAACGACCAAAAGCUGCCGAUUUCUUUUGAGGUAAUUUUUGGAUUUUUGUUUCCGUAUGGAUGGAAACAGUUAAGACUAACGAGGUGGAAUAACAACAUUAUUUAUAAUACAAGCCAAUAGGACAAUA